Molecule: messenger RNA, 1450 nt
Organism: Schistocerca gregaria
Lineage: Eukaryota; Metazoa; Arthropoda; Insecta; Orthoptera; Acrididae
Exons: 2
Coding region: 48-1193 (381 amino acids)
Source: RefSeq, a predicted model, not a curated record
CUCGCAAAUCGUCACCGUCCUGUUCAUCGAAAAGUGGACGGUCAUGGAUGGGAAAUACCUUCCGCGAGGUGAAGCAAGCUGAUGUGGCAUCCCUGGCCAAGGAAACAAACAAAGCAAAUACACAAAAAAUAACAGAAGAAUCUCCAAUAACAGGAACGUCACAAAGUAAUCGGAGAAGACUUUCUAGUGCACCCUGUCAAAAAAUAAAGCAAUCCUCUGGUAAACUGUUUCGUAAUAUUGCAUCUGCAAAACCAAAAUACUUGUAUAGUAAUUCAGAAUAUUCUACAGAAAACCUCGUUAAUGCCAACUGUUGUGAUAAACGAAGCACAAUAUUUGAUCCAAUUUCUUUUCAUAGUGUCGCAGGUGUUUCAUCUGACAAAAGUGGUUUCUCAUCUCUCAAGAGGAAUCUAGAACCUAUAUGUCUCAAAGCAGUUCCUCCAGAAGAUAGCUGUAAGAACAAUGUAUAUGAUAUGCAUGUUAAUAAUAAGCAAAAUUUCAGUGCAAAAGUGUCCCAAUGUAUGUUCUUUCCAUCUUUAAAAACAAAGGAUUUCAUUCAUGGAGAUUCCAAUAUAGCUACUGAAGCAUCAUCUUGCUUAUCAAGUGAAGAAAGUAGUAAUCCUUCUGAGUCAUCUGUAUUUCGAGAAAACAGACUUAAGUGUAAGAAGGAAAAACAUUCAUUCACUGUCAAAUCAGGCAUGUACUUUCCUUUGCACAAAAGUGCCCAAAUAGAACCUGAAAAAAACAUUUCUCCAAGGUACAAACAGAGAGAAUAUAAUACAGCCACUUCCAACUAUUAUAAUACAACAACAGAGUGCUAUAAAAUACCAUGUACAGUUGUCCAUUGUGGGACUCAGACAGAUAUUUCAUUUUUGGCGUCAAGGGACACCCAAAUUUUGGAACCAGUGCCCAACAGACCUGUUUCUAAUCCAUGGUUUAUGCUGCAUAAAGCAACAAAUACAAGCAAUGAAAACUGCAGCUUGUUUGAAACAUCAAAUGAAUAUUUAAAUAUGAAAAGUGUGAACUUUUUACACUUAAAAACACGUGAGAAUGAAGAGGUAUUCUCUAAAGGCAGCUCACAUAAUAAUCUGCACAAAAGUAGCCAUAACAAUACCAUAGACAAAUGUGAUCAGAAAAUGAAUCAGACAUGUUGUGGGAGUGGUUGUUUCUCUAGAAUUUUUAGUUGUUGUUUCUGAAUAAGUGUAAUGUGAUUUGGUAGUCAUACUGUAAACAUUCUUUUGCUGUAUCAAGUAGAGUCUCAAUGAGUCAAGUGCUAUUUUAUGAAAAAUGUCAUGUGUUAUUUUAUGAAAAAACUUUAACUUAUAGCCAUCAUGAAUAACUUUUGAUGUUUCUGCUAUAUCUGUUUUUUCCAGUAGUAGUUCUGUGCGAGUUUUUGCAAAAAUAAGGAUGGUUUGACUAAAAUAUUAUCCUAAUGCAUGUAUAUUUCAUUGAA